ACGUUUUCUGUGCUCAGACGAUACGUUUGCGACGCUUUCCUCCAGUCGGACGGACAUUGCGAAACGGACAGUGAGUUAGACCAGUUUUUGUGGCCAGUGACUUCGCGUUGAAGGGUGCCGCAUGUUUAUUUUCUCUAUGUGCCCGAUUCGUGUGUAAGUCCAACAACCAAAACAAAAUUAAAUCAAAAACAAGGAGCGGUGAAAGUCCAUAUACUUUACAGUUAACAUUGUACCUACGGAGAGAAUUCCCCACAAAAUGACGUCCAAAAAACAAUCUCGUUGGUACUUCGGCGGCCUAGCUUCGGCGGGUGCUGCUUGUUGCACUCAUCCAUUGGAUUUGAUAAAGGUGACACUGCAGACGCAGCAGGGCAAAUUGUCCGUGCUUCAGCUGGUUCCUAAAAUUAUACGCGAACAGGGAGUGCUCGCAUUCUAUAAUGGUCUCUCCGCCUCGAUGCUUCGCCAGCUUACCUAUUCAACGACACGCUUUGGAGUGUACGAGGUUGGCAAGCAACACAUCAGCACAGAUACAUUCCUUGGCAAGAUAGCUCUUGCUGGCAUGGCUGGACUCGCGGGCGGCAUAAUAGGCACCCCAGCUGAUAUGGUUAAUGUUCGCAUGCAGAAUGAUGUUAAGUUACCGGUGGAGCAGCGCAGAAACUACAAAAACGCAAUAGACGGACUGUACAAAGUGUAUCGGCAAGAAGGUUUUACGCGUCUUUUCUCUGGUGCCACAACGGCCACGGGUCGUGGCAUUAUGAUGACAAUUGGCCAGAUCGCUAUCUAUGAUCAGACCAAGGUAUAUUUGCUGUCAACGCCCUACUUUAAAGACAACUUGAUCACGCAUUUCACCGCCUCCCUGGUGGCCGGUACCAUCGCGACAACACUCACACAACCUCUAGAUGUGCUCAAGACACGAUCCAUGAACGCGAAGCCCGGCGAGUUUAACGGCCUAUGGGACAUUGUCAGGCAUACUGCUAAGCUGGGCCCACUUGGAUUCUUUAAGGGCUAUAUUCCCGCAUUUGUUCGGCUCGGCCCACAUACCAUUAUAACGUUCGUGUUUUUGGAGCAACUUCGUUUGAAUUUUGGAUUUGUGCCUCAGCCGAAGCCCACUGCAUCCUCAGCCGCCAUUUAAGGGUAUAAACCCUGUAAUUGGUUUCCUAUUUAGUCGCAAAUAGAUGCUGGAAGCCAUUGUUUUUUUUAAUUUAUAACUUUGCUGGCCAAAUUUGUUGAGUAACUUGAAUGCAAUACUUACAUUCCAGCUGCAAUGGGGCUACCAAACGUCGUGAACUGCAUAAUUAAGUAGAAACAGUUAUUUAAGCUUUUAUUGUUGCAAACAUACAUACGUACCGGAAUUGCUUUUAAAAAUAUAUUGAGCUCUAUCUAAAUACGUAUCUGUGCAUAUGCACUUACACGUUUAGAUACAUUUACCAUUUAUACUGACAAUUUUAUGUGUGCAUUAGAAAUAAUUGCAGUGUUGUUAAUUUUUUGUAAAUCUGUAUCUGUUGUUGCUUUAUUAAUUAAGACUGCUUUGCAAUAAAUGAAAUUUCAUGAAA
Scaptodrosophila lebanonensis is the source of this 1550-nucleotide messenger RNA. It is a transcript of the gene Dic1, whose product is annotated as mitochondrial dicarboxylate carrier. Lineage: Eukaryota; Metazoa; Arthropoda; Insecta; Diptera; Drosophilidae. Gene Ontology annotation, molecular function: sulfate transmembrane transporter activity; thiosulfate transmembrane transporter activity; antiporter activity. The coding region runs from base 257 to 1129 and encodes 290 amino acids. The record is from RefSeq and is a predicted model, not a curated record. The transcript is spliced from 3 exons. Gene Ontology annotation, biological process: malate transmembrane transport; thiosulfate transport; succinate transmembrane transport.